AUGACAACAAACAGGAAUGUUGAUCAAUGGGCAAAGCCGAGAUAUUUCACCGAUUAUCCAGGUAAAGCUUAUGAAGUGACUAAAGUUGACUUUAUUACUUUUGUCAACAUCGAUUUUCUUGACAUGGAAUUGCUUGGUAGUUUUUCUAAACGUUUGGGUUAUACAACUAUAGGAUACUGGUAUCAUAUGCCAACUGAAAAACAUUGUGGUUUGUCGAUGAUUCCAAUUUUAGAUGAUGAUGCUUUGCGAAAUUUCAAUGCAAUAGUUAGGGCACAUCAAUUUUGUGAGAUUGAACAUCUCUAUGUAGAACACAAGCUAGUAUAUGUGCCAACCAAUUUCCCCCACUUCAUGAUGAACUCACUAGCCAAAAGAGUUGAGAAGCUCAUUCAUCUCUUUGUAACAGAACACCUAAUGCCAACAGUUGAUGAUGGAAUAACAUUCAUCAAGCAUAUGCUAAACAUGACCAUUCCAAGAGGAAAGAUGGAAGAUGCAAUGGACAUGGCCAAGGAGAAUGUUAUUUCAUGGAAAAACUUAGUGUAG
Molecule: messenger RNA, 540 nt
Organism: Lactuca saligna
Lineage: Eukaryota; Viridiplantae; Streptophyta; Magnoliopsida; Asterales; Asteraceae
Source: the annotation of a GenBank genome assembly